This is a messenger RNA of Zerene cesonia (dogface butterfly), 1689 nucleotides long. RefSeq lists its product as uncharacterized. The record is from RefSeq and is a predicted model, not a curated record. The coding region runs from base 1 to 1689 and encodes 562 amino acids. NCBI's taxonomy places the organism in Eukaryota, Metazoa, Arthropoda, Insecta, Lepidoptera, Pieridae. The transcript is spliced from 2 exons.
AUGGAACAACAUUUAAAUGGAAAAUCAAAAUCCCAAUUAGAUUUAAGCAACGUCGACUCUAGCGAACGAAUACUGGAUUCUGAUCAGCAUAAUGAAUUGGAGAGAGGGGUGGAGGCGCGCGUCCUCACGAAGCGCGGCGAAACCAGUGUGGGGAUGCCUGGGCCUAGUGGGUUGUCGGCGGCAACGUCUGUAGACAGCCUCAUGACGGUCCAGUCAUUCGAAGAGGACCGUUUGUGGGCUAAACGCAAACGGUCCUCUGGGGCGAGUUGCUCAGGCUCUUCGACGGAGGAGGGGCAUACCCGAUCUAGGCGAAACGCUCCAAAAAGGGGCAGAGGGCGGCCCCAGUCUGCUGCGUCGAACAUGGCUUCUGCAAGGAAGACCCUGGCGGAUAUGGCCACUGCAAGAAAGGCCUUGACGUUUUCGAGGGAAGAACCAAAGCUCGGGGCUGAGAGGGUGACAAGACAAGUCACGAGAAGCUUGCGAGCCUCUCGGGUCGCGGAGUCAGGAGACGGGCAGACUGAUGAGGAAUGUACCGCUGCGCUUCGACGCCGCGUCGAUGACAGUCUCAGUGCUAUUGAGCAGCGCUCUGCCUCUGAGGAGGCGCGGCAGCUGCAGUCUUAUAACACCCGCUUACAGGCGGAGAUAGAAGGGUUGCGUAAAGAGGUGGGAGAGUUGAGAGCCACUUUGAGGUCUGUACAGCCUACUCAGACGGACUCCGAUCUAACUGCGAAUAUCAUGCGUCAGGUCGGAGACAUGCUGAGCGCUCGGUUUGAAACGCUGGAGGAGCGCCUCCUUCCCAAACGGCGUGUAAGGCCGCCGCUGGCGGCGGAUAGUAGGGCUGAGGGGAUGGCGGUUGACCAAGCGUCAACCGAGGACUUCCCCCCCCUCCCGCCGUCAAAGGCUCCUGCGAAGGCGCCUGGUAAAGCCACUGCGCCAACGCCAGCGAAGAAGAAAAACGCUGCUAUUCAGCAGGCGAAGCCCGGACCUGCACCAAAAGCAAGCGGAAAGGGAAAGGGAAAGACUGCGCAGCGACCGGCUAGCAACAUGGCUGCCAAUGAGUCUGUGCCCUCGACAUCUUCCGUUCCCCAGCAACAGCAGUUAGAGCAGGGAUGGACUAUAGUGGAGAGGAAGAAGGGUGGGGGGAAAAAGAAAAAGGGGCCGGCACAUAAACGCAGGAAAGCGCGUAAGCUCCGUGCUCCCUCAUCCUCUGCUGUAGUUAUUACACUGCAGCAGGGCGCGGAGGAACGAGGCGUCACCUAUGCCUCAGUAAUGGCAGGAUCACGUGAGAAGGUGGACCUUGCUGAAAUUGGGGUCAAGGAGAUGCGCUUUAGGCGUGCUGCGACUGGGGCAAGGAUUUUGGAGAUCCCCGGCGUGACAAGCUCGAGGGAGGCGGAUGCUCUUGCUGCGAAGUUACGAGAGAUAUGGGAUGAGGACACUGUCAAGGUUUCCAGGCCGGUGAAAUGCGCAGAAGUGCAGGUUACCGGUCUGGAUGACUCGGCGGCUGUUGGGGAUAUCGUGGCUGCGAUCUCUCGGGCGGGGGAAUGCCCCGUUGAACAAGUCAAGAGCAGCGGUCUGCGCAUAGGCCCUCGCGGCUCGACGACGGCUUGGGAGAACUGCCCAGUGGCCGCUGCAAAAAGGGUUGCGAAGGUGGGGCGCGUGCUGGUUGGAUAUCGGCGAAAGUCUCGUUGA